CUUGCUCUCAACUUUCACUUUGCUGCUCGCAAUCAUGAUCUUGAACCUUCCGACUGAGCUGGCCUUGCAUACGCUUCUCUUCGUCGAUCUCCCAACCAUCUACAGCCUACAGCUAGUUUGCAAACCCUGGGCUGAAUUCAUCCGCGUCAACGAGUCGACCGUCUACCACAAUGUCGUGGCCAGCCAGAACCUGAUCCCCUCCCCAUCGACUCUGCUCGAGGACCUUCCGCGUUGGUAUUCCUCAAGGUCCCUUGAGGGCGUGGCCAGCUGGAAAGCCUUCUGCCGCAGGCGCGUCGACAUCAUACGCAGUUGGCGGGGAAGAGCACCUGCGAACACCGCGGUCUAUAAAGCGACGGGAACGCGCGUUCAUCGCAUCAAGGUGGACGAGCUGUAUGGAUAUGUGAUCACGACCUCCGCCGAUGGUGGGCUGCAGGUCACCGAUAUAGUGGAGGAUGAAGUGUUGUGGGCUCUGCCUAAGACGUACGUCCGCGGUUGGGCUCACGUCGAAUACGCGGACGGCUUCAUCAUCUUCGAUCGCCGGGACGGACACAAGGAAAUCUGGCGACGCGCCUCGGACGCGCAAGAUUCUACGGACAGAGUUGUGGAGGAAUCCGCCCCAGACGAGCGCCAGCUUGUUGCAUCCAAGAACGCUGCCGAGCAGUACAGAUCAACCUCGAACCGUGGCCACUUCGUCGCCUGGGCGCUUAUAAGCCCCGGGGGAAUCACCACCGCUUUCCGUGCUGUCUAUCCUGUCCUGCUAACCGCCUCUGACCACCAAGCCUUCGUCUUCGACGUCCGUACCGGCGCUCGACUGCACAAACUCACAAACCCGCAGGCGCCAACGGACCCCGACAUGGGCCACCUGAACUACGUCGAAAUCAGCGACCGUCAUGUCUUCACUUGUGAUUCGAAUGUGCUUCGCGUCUACGCCCGUGCGGACGGUCGCUGCGUCUUCGAGAUAUUCUCGAACAAGGAGUACUAUGGGCAAUGGUUAUUCGCGAUCUCGCGUACUCCGCCGCAGGAGCAAGUCGAGGGCGCACUCGUCGUGCAUCCUGUGCACGCGUUCGAACGCCAUGCACCCGGUACCUCUUUACUCUUGGAAGAGUUCUACGCAGCGCACGUAUCGAAAUGCGGGCGACACCUUGUUGGCGCCUUGUCGACCGCACGAAUAGUCGUCGUCUACAACUUCGAGCGCGCCCUUCGCGGCGAGGCACAAUUGUUCGAUCUUGCCUUCGAAGUGCAGCUCGGCUCGGGAAGGACGAAUACCAAAUACCUGGCCUUCGAGGACGACCGUAUCUGUGUCGCAACGGGUCGUGGCAUCUUCGUCGUGCACGUCCUUGAACCGCCCACCGACUCGACCACACGCCCGCGCAUCAUCGUUACACGAGUCCCGUGGUUCAACGAUCCUCAUCGCCUCAACGCCAUCAGCUGCUUGCAGAUGUCCGACACGGGCAUCUGGUUCAACUGGCAGAGUCGUCCAGAAGAGGACAGUCCCGAGAUGCUUGAGGAGCACGAAAUCGAGUUCUAUACGUCAGCGGAGAACUCAGCGUAUCGAACUCGACUUCCUGGAGGACAUAUCAUGGUGCUUGCUGCUGAAGAAAUGGGACCCACCGACCUCGUCUUGUCGACAGUGCACAGCGUGAACUUUGGCAUUCCGUCGUAGAGCAUCUAUCUGUACUACGCACUUGGGCCCAUAAAAGUACUAUCUAUGCUAAGUCACCCGUGUAUGACUUA
Schizophyllum commune H4-8 is the source of this 1734-nucleotide messenger RNA. RefSeq lists its product as uncharacterized. The transcript has 7 exons. Gene Ontology annotation, molecular function: protein binding. Lineage: Eukaryota; Fungi; Basidiomycota; Agaricomycetes; Agaricales; Schizophyllaceae. Bases 35 to 1663 code for a protein of 542 amino acids. The record is from RefSeq and is a predicted model, not a curated record.